Photinus pyralis (common eastern firefly) is the source of this 1009-nucleotide messenger RNA. RefSeq lists its product as uncharacterized. The record is from RefSeq and is a predicted model, not a curated record. NCBI's taxonomy places the organism in Eukaryota, Metazoa, Arthropoda, Insecta, Coleoptera, Lampyridae. Bases 239 to 859 code for a protein of 206 amino acids. The transcript has 5 exons.
AAAAAUCGGUAUGCUGUAUGUCUACUUGACUUGAAGUUAUUGAAAUUUAUAAAGAUUGAAAUUUAAGUCAAGCGUUUAUUUGGCAACAUCGCAUUUUCUCUGCAACUUCUAACUUCAUUAUACAUUUAACCUAACCUUAUUGACGUUAUUUUAAUUUAUUUAACCCUACAUUUCUUUACAUCGAUUGCGCGAAAAUUGGUGAUCGGUUUUUUGCUGCUCGCAUUAGAAUUAAACAGAAAUGCCCCCCAAAAAGGCUACACAAGAGCAAUACCAGCUUCUAGUGGAGCAGGUUGGAGAAUCUAGUUGUUUGAAGUGGGGAAAGGGUACUCUUGAUCAAAAAAAGGAAGAGUGGAGCAGGAUUGGUGCAGUUCUUAAUUCUGUAGGAGGAGUGGAGAAAACUCCUGAAGGUUGGAAAAAGGCAUUCGUGGAGAUGAAAUCGCACAUAAAAUCAAAAAUUAGGAAUGGUAAGGAUUUAAAUGCCAUUGAAAAGAAAUGUGCCGAAAUUGCUGGAUUGAAUGUGUUAUGCAGCGGCAUGAGCUCUGUUGAAGAGUUGGGAGUGGAGCCGCAGGGAAAAUCAGAGGAACCCCUUCAAGAUGAAGUUGCUGAGGAGACUGUGGAGGAGAAUGUAAAGGAAAAUAAUGCUGUAAAUGUAAAUGACGAAGACGCCGAUAGAGAAACAGGCUCACAUGAUGUUCCCGUUACUUCAAAAUCAAAAUCCAAACCAAAAUCAACAUAUUUAUUAUUAAAUGAUCAUCUGUCCUCGACAAAUGAAGGGCUACGUGAAAUAGCAACAGCUAUACACUCGGUGGCAGAUGCACUGAAUAAUAUUGCUGUUGCUAUUUCAAUUAGACAGCAAUAGUUUCAAAAUAGGCUUAAUUUUGUAAAUAUGUUUUGAGGUUCAGUUGUGUGAUAUUUAAUAUAAAUUUGUUCACACCACUGAAACUAGUUUCAAGUUAUAACAUACCAUAAUCAUUGGCUAUAAAUUAUUAAAUACUCUACCAAUUAUGUU